AUGGGAAUACCACGUUUAUAUGCAGAAUAUGCAGCUAAUGUUACUAUUUAUGUAAUUGACAUCAACGAUUGCCCUCCCGUGUUUUCGAGAGAGUUGUAUGAGACAUCUGUUUUGGUUCCAACCUAUAAAGGUGUGAAAGUCAUUAGCGUAAAUGCCACUGAUGCCGAUUCAGGCAUUUUUUCACAAUUAAUGUAUUCCAUUAUUGAAGGCAACAUUGGAGAAAAAUUUUCAAUAAACCCUAAGACUGGAGAUAUAACAGUACAAAAUACAACUCAGUUAAGAAGCAGAUAUGAAUUAACAGUGAGAGCAUCUGAUGGCAGAUUUGCAAGCACUGCAUCUGUAAAAAUUAACGUGAAAGAAAGCAAAGCCAGCCGGCUGAAGUUCACACAGAGUUCUUACUCUGCAACAGUGCAGGAGAAUUCCACAGAGGCAAAAACAAUAGUUGUAGUUACUGCUAUAGGGAAUCAAAUAAAUGAGCCUUUGUUUUACCAUAUUCUAAACCCAGACAGCAGAUUUAAAAUAAGCCCAACUUCAGGAGUCCUUUCAACAACAGGAAUACCAUUUGAUCGCGAACGGCAAGAAUCUUUUGAUGUGGUCAUAGAAGUGACAGAGGGGUAUAAACCAUCAGUUGUUGCACACAUUGUAGUUGAAGUCACAGUGGAAGAUGUAAAUGAUAAUGCUCCAUUUUUUGUGAAUCUUCCGUAUUAUGCUGUCGUUAAAGUAGACUCUGAAGUAGGCCAUGUUAUUCGACGUGUCACUGCGGUAGAUAAAGAUACAGGCAGAAAUGGAGAGGUGCAUUACUAUCUGAAAGAACAUCAUGAACAUUUCCAAAUUGAUCCCACUGGUGAGAUCUCACUGAAGAAGAAGUUUGAACUAGACACACUAAAUAAGGAGUAUCUGGUCACAGUAGUGGCAAAAGAUGGAGGAGACCCUGCUUUUUCUGCUGAAGUUACAGUCCCAAUUACAGUUAUGAGUAAAGCUAUGCCAGUUUUCGAAAAGCCUUUCUACAGUGUAGAGAUACCAGAAAACAUUCAGCUCCAUAGUCCUGUGGUACAUGUACAGGCAAACAGCCCAGAAGGACUUAAGGUGUUUUACAGCAUCAUAGAUGGAGAUCCUUUCAAUCAGUUCACUAUCAACUUCAACACUGGAGUUAUAAAUGUUGUUGCCCUUCUUGACUUUGAGUCUCAUCCAGCCUACAAACUGAGUAUUCGAGCAACAGACUCCCUAACUGGGGCGCAUGCUGAUGUGUUUGUAGACAUAAUAGUGGAAGACAUCAAUGAUAAUCCACCUGUGUUUACAGAACAGUCUUACACUGCAACCCUUUCUGAGGCAUUUGUUGUUGGGACAUCUGUUGUACAAGUGAGCGCUACAGAUGCCGAUUCUGGAACAAACAGAGGGAUUUCCUAUCAAUUGGUUGAGGAGAAUAGUGAAAGUCAUGACUACUUCCACAUAGACAGCAGCACUGGACUUAUUCUUACAGCAAGAACUUUGGACUAUGAACAAAUUAAACAACAUAAGUUACUAGUAAGGGCAAUAGAUGGUGGCAUGCUGCCCUUGAGCAGUGAUACUGUUGUAACCGUUGAU
Molecule: messenger RNA, 1584 nt
Organism: Mesitornis unicolor (brown roatelo)
Lineage: Eukaryota; Metazoa; Chordata; Aves; Mesitornithiformes; Mesitornithidae
Product: protocadherin Fat 1-like
Exons: 1
Biological process (GO): homophilic cell-cell adhesion
Cellular component (GO): plasma membrane
Molecular function (GO): calcium ion binding
Source: RefSeq, a predicted model, not a curated record